This is a messenger RNA of Carya illinoinensis, 751 nucleotides long. RefSeq lists its product as uncharacterized. NCBI's taxonomy places the organism in Eukaryota, Viridiplantae, Streptophyta, Magnoliopsida, Fagales, Juglandaceae. The transcript has a single exon. The record is from RefSeq and is a predicted model, not a curated record. The coding region runs from base 173 to 553 and encodes 126 amino acids.
ACUGGAAGAAUAUGUACAAGUUCGAUAUGCAUUAAGCCCCACACGCAUAGCUUCUACAAAAAUUAACCAAUAUUAGAACAUCAACAUCUUCUAUCUCUCACUCAAACCCCACAGCGGAAUUUGCUUUCGCAAUCACACCACAAAUGCACCCUACCCCAAACUAUUUCCUCUCAUGGGUUUGAACCAGAACUUGAAGUACUUGAUCUGCACCGUUCUCUUCCUCUUUCUGCUCCUCGGCACCUCCGGCUUUCCUUCCCCUGUUUCAUCCCGGGAAAUCCAACCCAAAGUACUCCCUCAUGAAGUCCCAGCUGAUCAGUACCAAGAAUUCUACGUCAAGAACACAGACACAUUCGCCAUGAACGGAGAACAAGACCUCAGGAAGAAGAGAAGGAGCAGCAAGAAGAAUAUUUGGAGAAAGAAGAUCAAGAAAGAGAAAACCAGCAGGCCUUUCGCAGUCAUGCUGCCAAAGGGUUUUGUACCUCCCUCAGGUUCAUCUCCGUGCAGCAAUAAAUAUCCUCACUCGGCCAGGGCCACCUUCCACUGCGAUCCCUAGUGAGUAAUGCCCUGCAGUACUAAGGGGCCCCCAGCUUGGUGCGGGAUGGACACUCAUGAAAACAGAUCACGAGGAUGGUCAUGGUUCCUAUAUAUUUUGUUCUGAAAUUUGUUUAUAUCUUUUAAUAUUGGUGUUUUGUAUUGUUACAAUUUUUCCCACUUUGCAUGCUAAGACACUAAUCAAAAUGGAUUUCUUUAA